This is a messenger RNA of Microsporum canis CBS 113480, 1908 nucleotides long. Its product is annotated as retinal dehydrogenase 1. Gene Ontology annotation, molecular function: aldehyde dehydrogenase (NAD+) activity. NCBI's taxonomy places the organism in Eukaryota, Fungi, Ascomycota, Eurotiomycetes, Onygenales, Arthrodermataceae. The transcript has 3 exons. The coding region runs from base 1 to 1908 and encodes 635 amino acids. The record is from RefSeq and is a predicted model, not a curated record.
AUGGAGCACCUCCAGAGAGGCUAUGAAAAGGUGCUGAGCUGCAGUUCCACCCAAUUGCUAACGUCUCUUGUGAUAAUUAUCCCGACCCUCCUUGCACUGAAGCUCCUCGUUUCUUCUCUCCUCGCUGAAGAUGAACGGCCGGUUACCUUUGACGUACCUCUACCUAAGGAGCUGAGACCUGAAUGGGAGGGUGUCGCAUGGGAGGACAUCAGCAGAGAGUCAAGAGAAAUUCUGACGUCGCAAGGGACAACCGGGACAUUUAGUGAAAAGAAAAUUCUGAGCUACUGCCCUGCCGAUGGACGCCUGCUUGGAGAUGAGAAUGGUAUAAAGCCAGCAACUCCAAAGGAUAUCGAUGAUACAUUCGAGCGCGCCUCAGCCGCAUAUUCGCAAUGGAGAGAGACGAGCUUUGCGGAAAGGAGAAAGGUUUUGAGGACAUUGUUGAAAUACAUCCUUGAGCACCAAAACGAGAUUGCAACUGCCUGUUGCCUUGACUCGGGCAAAACCAAAGUGGAUGCUUGUUUUGGAGAUAUAAUGGUUACAGCUGAUAAGUUGAAAUGGACAAUUGACCAUGGAGAAAAAUCACUACAGACAGAUCGUCGACCAACCAAUUUUCUUAUGAUGUACAAGAAGAACACCGUUCGAUAUGAGCCCCUCGGCGUUGUUGGAGCUUGCGUGUCUUGGAACUACCCAUUCCACAAUCUGAUUUCACCGGUAAUCAGUGCGAUAUUUGCUGGAAAUGCCAUCAUUGUGAAACCAUCUGAGCACACGGCUUGGUCCUCGAUCUUCCUAUGCGAUAUUAUCAAACGCGCAAUUGUUAGCUGCGGCCACUCAAAAGAUCUUGUCCAGACGAUCAUCUGUCUACCACAGCAUGCGGAUGCGAUGACAUCUCACCCUUUACUACGACAUUUGAUUUUCAUUGGAUCAAAACCUGUUGCCCAUGAAGUUUGCAAGUCAGCUGCAAAGGCCCUGAUUCCAGUAACAGUGGAGCUUGGUGGAAAAGACCCCGCUAUUAUCCUGGAUGACCCCAAGACCAAAAGUGAUCUUCCAAGUAUUGCGUCUAUCAUGAUGAGAGCAGUGUUCCAAUCCGCCGGGCAGAAUUGCAUUGGAACCGAGAGGAUAAUUGCACUGCCCAAGGUAUACGACGAGUUACUUGAGAUAGUCACUCCACGUAUCAAAGCACUUCGCCUUGGGUCUGCACUUCUUGAUGGAAAGGGUAAUCCAAAGGCUCAAAAACCUCCUCACACUCCCGACGUUGGCGCUCAAAUCUCAUCUAGGUCUUUUGACCGUCUGGAAAGCUUGAUAUCGGACGCUGUGCGAGACGGAGCUAGAUUGAUAUAUGGAGGCAAACGGUACCAUCAUCCUGACCACCCAUAUGGCCACUACUUUAUGCCAACUCUCCUUGUCGACGUCACUACUGAAAUGAAGCUUGCACAGACAGAGUUGUUCGCGCCUGUCUUCGUGAUGAUGCGAGCCAAGACGGUAGACGAGGCUAUCUCUAUCGCAAACUCCAUCAAAUACGCCCUUGGCUCCAGCGUUUUCGGCCACAACCGGGCGGACGUGGAAAAAUGUGUUUCCCGUCUUGACGCAGGUAUGGUCGCAGUCAAUGACUUCGCUACUUUCUACGCUGUAGGGCUACCAUUCGGCGGCGUGAAAGAUAGCGGUUAUGGGAGGUUUGGUGGGGCCGAGGGCCUCAGGAACUUGAGCAAUCUGAAAGCAGUUUGUGAAGACAGAACCUUUCUCCAGACCAAGAUCCCACCACGGCUGGAUUAUCCUAUUCAAAAGGGACAGGGGAAAGGUCAAGGCGGUGAAGGUGCAUGGACUAUGUGUCAGGGAGUGGUCGAGACCGGGUACCAGCCGUCUUUGGUCGGGAAGAUAAGCGGAGUGCAGAAAAUUUUAAGCAACAUGUGA